AUGGAAAGACAUGACGAUCAACGUCAUUUAUCUGAUGCAGACCUUGAAAGUCAUCCAAAACGAAGUUUAGCAUGUGCAUUGUUGGCCAGUCUAUUGUGUCCAAUUCUGGGUGUGAUUAGCAUUUAUUUUGCUGUAUUAUCUGUUCGGGCUCACAAUCAAGGUUAUUUUGCUCAGUCUCAAACAUACUACAAACGUGCUAUUCGGUGGUCGUUGAUUACAUUCAUAUUUGGUUUGGCACUUGUUUCGACAAUUGCAUUUAUUUUUUUUGUCAGAGCUGUUUUACACUUAUGA
This is a messenger RNA of Didymodactylos carnosus, 291 nucleotides long. NCBI's taxonomy places the organism in Eukaryota, Metazoa, Rotifera, Eurotatoria, Philodinida, Philodinidae. The record is from the annotation of a GenBank genome assembly.